AUGGAUAAAGAUUAUGUAGUCAAAAUACUAGAUGAUUGUGGUUUCUACACAGUUGAUGGGCUUCAGAAUCUCAUUGAUAGGUGUCUUAUAACAGUCAGUGAACACGAGCAGAUAAUGAUGCAUCAGCUAAUAAGAGACAUGGGACGAGAAAUUGUUCGCCAAGAAUCGACUGAAAAUCCUGGAAAACGCAGCAGAUUGUGGAACCAUAGGGAUGCAGUUACUGUCUUGAAAGAAAAUACUGGUUCUGAAACAGUGAAGGCCCUUGCUUUCCGCCCACCAAAUGAGGUGGAAUUGAAGAUAGAAGGACUGGCAAAGAUGAAGGGGCUUAAAUUACUCCAACUUUGCAAUGUAAAAGUCAAAGGAAGCUAUGAAGAUUUCCCUAAAAAUUUGGUAUGGUUGAGUUGGCGUGGAUUUUCUCUGAAAUAUAUACCAGCCAGUUUUGAUCUGGACAAGCUAGCUGUUCUUGACAUGCCAAAUAGCAAUCUCAAAUUUCUUUGGGAAAGGAACAGGAAUCUUCCAAACUUGAAGAUCCUGAACGUCAGCCAUUCGCAUUUUCUUGUUACAACCCCCAACUUCAGAGGACUUCCUAAUCUUGAGAGAUUGAUACUCCAAGACUGCAUAAACUUGGUUGAGAUUGAUAAAUCUAUUGAAGUGCUCCAGAAAAUAGUUUUAUUAAAUCUAAGAGAUUGCAAGAGUCUCAAGAAGCUUCCGAGGGAAAUCGCAAGCUUGAAAUCACUUGAGGAACUAGUUUUGUCUGGUUGCUUAGAACUCACACUACCCAAAGAGCUAGCAGAAAUGAAUUUGAAGGUUCGCGUUGUUGAUGGUAUUUUCAUUAAUCAACCAAAAUCUACCUCAGAAGACGCAAGGAAACUCAACUUCUUUUGUGCUACAUCAUGGCAUUCAGCCUUCCAUUCUUGGUCAUCACCAAGAAAAGGCUCAAAAUCCAUGAAAUUUUCAUUCACCUUUUUUACCAAGGUCUUUGGUGGUAACCCCAUUCAUACUCUACCAGAAAGUAUUAACAGCCUCACUUUGCUUCGAUCUCUUCUGUUGGACCGCUGCGAAAAAUUGCAAUAUCUUCCUGAGCUUCCUCCAUCUUUGGAGGAUGUCAACAACUGUAGAUCACUGCAACGAAUUACAAAUUUACCUAACUUGUACAGAAGUUUGAUUUUCAGAUAUUAUGGCUGUGAGAAUCUUGUUGAGGUUGAAGGUGCAUUCAAAUUACAACCCAUAAGAAACAUUGACAUGGAAAUGAUCAGUGCUUUGAGCAUGUUCAAUGUGGAAUCCAUGGAAAGCUUUCAGGUGCAAAUGGUCAAUUGCUUAACAGGAACUCUAAGAACAACUUCGCUUCAGGUCUUGCAUGAACGUGGAAUAUUUAGUAUUUAUCUUCCAGGGAGUGAGAUUCCAGGAUGGUACAGUUACCAAAAUGCAGGGCCUAAAAUUUCUUUCAUUGUGAAUCAUAUUCAAGGGCGUACGAUUAUUGGGUUGAAUUUAUGCGUUGUAUAUGCAUUUGAUCAAUCUGCAAAUCUGAGUUCCAAUGAUAAGAUUUUUUUCCCAACGUUCUAUGAGAUUCCAGGAGAGCAAGCAUGUAAUCUAUGGUUAAGCCAUUGGAAGUAUGUGGAUCAAUUGGAAGAUGGCGAUGAAGUGGUUGUGGUAGUAGGUAUGCCUCCGGGUGAAGUUAAAAGGGUUGGAGUCCAUCUUGUCUAUGAGGAAAAAGAUGAUAGCCAAAGCCAAUCAAUUAAUUCCUCUUCUUGGUAUAAAAGUCUCAGCAAUGCAGAUAUGUCUGCAAUGUACCUGGCUUGGUAUGUUCUCGGCUAUAGUCAACAUGACCAUGUUGGACACAAACUCCGUUGGGAUGCAUUAAUUGAUCACUACACCAAAUAA
Molecule: messenger RNA, 1881 nt
Organism: Hevea brasiliensis (rubber tree)
Lineage: Eukaryota; Viridiplantae; Streptophyta; Magnoliopsida; Malpighiales; Euphorbiaceae
Product: disease resistance protein RPP2B-like
Exons: 6
Coding region: 1-1881 (626 amino acids)
Biological process (GO): defense response
Source: RefSeq, a predicted model, not a curated record